Messenger RNA from Lathyrus oleraceus (garden pea), 1074 nucleotides. Its product is annotated as transcription factor HEC2. Gene Ontology annotation, molecular function: DNA-binding transcription factor activity; protein dimerization activity. Gene Ontology annotation, biological process: regulation of DNA-templated transcription. The record is from RefSeq and is a predicted model, not a curated record. Lineage: Eukaryota; Viridiplantae; Streptophyta; Magnoliopsida; Fabales; Fabaceae. The transcript has a single exon. Bases 255 to 914 code for a protein of 219 amino acids.
CCACUUACAGUGAGUUUGCAGGUAUAGAUAUUGUUGUUGGUCGGUUAUCAUAAUACAUCAUCUAUCUUUCUAUCUUCUGCACUCAUUUCAUGAUUCUUCUACACUUGUACUAGUAUUUUUUUAUUUAUAUAUUCUUCCACUCCUUAUCUUUCUGAUCACAAACCCUACUUUCACACCAUUCUCUCCCAUACUCUCUGCACCUUCCUUUUCUCACCAUCAUAGUCAAAAACCAAUUCUCUUUGUCACACUAUAGUAUGGACAUGAUAUCAAUGAUGAUGCAAAUGGAAAAGUUCCCUGAUAAUUACUCUGAACCUUCCACAUACCAAGAAAUUAUCAAUGGAACUUCCACUACCAAUACUGCUCCAUUAUUUAACUUAUCUCCACAAACCUUGACUGAUCCAUUUCUACACUCCAAUGUCAAUUUCAACAACACUAUCCAACAACAAUCACCUCUUUAUAACCCUAACUCUUCUGAUAAGAAGAAUUCCAUGGCGGCCAUGAGGGAAAUGAUAUUUAGAAUAGCAGUGAUGCAACCGGUGCAUAUCGAUCCGGAGUCGAUUAGGCCGCCGAAGAGAAGGAACGUGAAGAUAUCGAAGGAUCCGCAGAGCGUAGCGGCGAGGCAUAGAAGGGAAAGGAUAAGUGAAAGGAUAAGGAUAUUGCAGAGAUUAGUACCUGGUGGAACUAAAAUGGACACUGCUUCUAUGUUAGAUGAAGCUAUACAUUAUGUGAAGUUUUUGAAGAAACAGGUUCAGAGUUUGGAACAAGCUGGGGCUAGUAAUAGAUCAUCACACAUUGGUGCUGCUGCUGGUGUUAUCAACAGUUUCAAUGUCAUGAAUUAUUCUUCUGCUUUGAUGAUGAAGGGUUGUCAACCUUUUCAAAUGGUGGGGUCCACUUCUAAACAAUUGCUUAGCUAAUAUUAAGAUAUUAACUUGCUUGUUUAAUUUAUGAUGUAGUUAUAUAAUUGGAGCAUGGUUUCUCCAUGUUUGUGAUUGUAAUUUCUAAUGAAUGAAGGAAUGUUAGUUGUACCAAAUGAAAUAAAAAAGAUCACGAAAUGUUAGAAGAAUAAUUCUGGUU